AUGGCAGUUGAGCUCCGGGCAAACACGACCCAUAUGCUACAACCAUGCGAUCAAAAGACUAACAAAGUUUUCCAACAAGAAAUACGUAGGACAAGGGAUUUAUUGCUGAACAUGAGCCAUUUCUCAUGGGCAAACACGGCUGUGAAAAUUAAGCUGGCGGUCGCUGGUCACAAAGCUCUAACCUCAGAUAUCGCCAGAGCCUCGUUUCGGGAAGCUGGGCUCUGGUCCAUGGAUUUUCGCUUCAUGUUAUUUUUGGAUGACAACAGCACUCGAAAAUUAAACAGAAACCAAGGUGAAUCUCCUGGGAUGGGGUUGGCAAUGCUUCAUGACGCAGACGGCAGCACUAUCUCGCGACGAAUUUGA
Messenger RNA from Chondrus crispus (carragheen), 363 nucleotides. RefSeq lists its product as hypothetical. The coding region runs from base 1 to 363 and encodes 120 amino acids. The transcript has a single exon. Lineage: Eukaryota; Rhodophyta; Florideophyceae; Gigartinales; Gigartinaceae. The record is from RefSeq and is a predicted model, not a curated record.